Messenger RNA from Cebus imitator (Panamanian white-faced capuchin), 2356 nucleotides. It is a transcript of the gene FBXL15, whose product is annotated as F-box and leucine rich repeat protein 15. Lineage: Eukaryota; Metazoa; Chordata; Mammalia; Primates; Cebidae. Gene Ontology annotation, biological process: SCF-dependent proteasomal ubiquitin-dependent protein catabolic process. Bases 1325 to 2215 code for a protein of 296 amino acids. Gene Ontology annotation, cellular component: SCF ubiquitin ligase complex. The record is from RefSeq and is a predicted model, not a curated record. The transcript has 4 exons. Gene Ontology annotation, molecular function: protein binding.
GUCCUCCCAGCCAUCCCCCUCCAAGCAGGCUGAGGAAGAGGUAGCAAGCCCUCACCUAACUUGACCCCCUUCUGGUCCUUCCCCGCUGCUAGCUUCUCCCUUCUCGCUGCCUUGCGGGGUGGGGAAACGCGGAAUUCUGGGAAAACCAGAUGUCUGGAUUCUCUAUUCCCGUCUGGCUGGAUUCUGGACAAGGCGUUUCCUCUCCAGGGCCUCUGCUUCCCCAUCUUUAAAAUGGAGUGAUAACAUAGACCUGUCCACCUUUCAGAGGUGCCCGAAGCCCUGACGAAUAACAGAUGAGAAGCAGUUUUCGUUGUGAUGAACCACUGAAUCAGUUGCACCGAAGGAGCGCCAGACCGUCAGCGGUGCAGUGGUCCUUGCAUCCUUCACAUUCCCCUACACCCAUCCCGUGGAUGAUGGAGGAAGGCACUACUCCUGGGGUUCCCGUAGUGGAUCCUGGGACUGAGACGUGGGGAAGCGGUGAGAGGCAGCCCAGAAGCUGAGUCCAGAGGUCUGGGGUGUCACUGCCCCAGGGCGGACCCAGCCCCAGACCCUACAACUAAACCCAAGGCCAGCCAAGAAACACAACCUCUGGCGGGCUGAACUGAGCUCUCAUUCUUCUCAGGACUCUGGACCUUUGGAGAAAAUGAAAGGGACCCAGUUGGAAAUGAUAGUCCUUCUUCGCUCCCCCUACGUCUCUCUCUCGCGGCGGAAACGCAGCCCAAACUGUUCCGAAGUGGAAGAGGCUGGAUAGCUCUUCACAGUUAACCAGGAAUGGGAAAUUUGAGCAGGUUUACUUGAAGGAAAAAUUAUAGCCUCACCCAUUCAUUCAUUAUUUCAACAAUUACUUAUUGAACACCUGCUACGUGGCAGACAGUAAGAGUCUGGAUAGUUUCUCCCCGUUUUUCAAAGCCGCUAAACGCGACUAGAGGGCAGAGGCGAGGCCGGUAACCUAGGAGUCCUGGCUCCGCCCCCUCCGCCUUUGGCCUUGCCUGCUCCUCCUCCCGUCACCACUUCGCUCAGAGGCGGCUACUGGCCCAAGAAGACGACAGAAGCCAGUCAGUCUCUGAUGCCCACCGCAUUCUCCAGCUUCGGGCCUGAAGCCCUGUAGCCGAGAAGGCGAGGUCUAAUGUUACACCACCGGUCUGUUCCGCCUCCGUUUCAGGGUCCAUCCGAAAAGCUUUCAGAUCGGAUCCUCGUUGAGACGGCACUCGAUUGAAUCGGUCUGUCUCUACAGGCCAAGGAGGCGGGUUUGGCACAGCCACUCCAAGGCCAAACCGGGGGAAGCUUACUGCGCACGCGCAAUAGACAGCUUAAGGAGCCACCGAUGGAGCCGUCCGGAGGGGAGCAAGAGCCCGGAGCCGUCAGGCUCCUGGACCUGCCCUGGGAAGACGUGCUGCUCCCUCACGUCCUGAACCGGGUACCGCUGCGCCAGCUGCUCCGGCUGCAGCGCGUUAGCCGGGCCUUCCGGGCACUGGUACAGCUUCACCUGUCCGGGCUGCGUCGCUUCGACGCCGCGCAGGUGGGUCCGCAGAUCCCACGGGCCGCAUUGGCCCGGCUGCUGCGGGACGCCGAGGGGCUGCAGGAGCUGGCGCUGGCGCCGUGUCACGAAUGGCUGUCAGACGAGGAUCUGGUGCCGGUGCUAGCGCGGAACCCGCAGCUGCGGAGUGUGGCGCUGGCCGGCUGCGGGCAACUGAGUCGCCGGGCGCUUGGGGCGCUGGCCGAGGGCUGCCCACGCCUGCAGCGCCUGUCGCUCGCGCACUGUGACUGGGUGGACGGGCUGGCGCUGCGCGGCCUCGCCGACCGCUGCCCGGCCCUGGAGGAGCUGGAUCUCACCGCCUGCCGCCAGCUCAAGGACGAGGCCAUCGUGUACCUAGCGCAGAGGCGUGGCGCUGGCCUCCGCAGCCUCUCGCUGGCCGUCAACGCCAACGUGGGGGACGCCGCGGUUCAAGAGUUGGCUCGGAACUGCCCAGAACUCCAGCACCUUGACCUCACCGGCUGCCUCCGCGUCGGAAGCGACGGUGUCAGGACAUUGGCCGAGUAUUGCCCGGUGCUGCGCUCGCUGCGAGUGCGGCACUGCCACCAUGUGGCCGAGUCCAGCCUCAGCCGCUUGCGGAAACGCGGCGUAGACAUCGACGUGGAGCCGCCGCUGCACCAGGCACUGGUGCUGCUGCAGGAUAUGGCGGGCUUCGCACCUUUUGUCAACCUGCAGGUCUGACCCUGCCAAUCGGAGCACAGCUGGACUGUGUGGCUGAGGCCUGACACUGAGCGGUAGGGAAACUGAACUGUGGGGACCUCUGGUGAGAGGCCAGUGCCCUGCCCCACCCUGGAGCUUCAAAUAAAGAGCUUUUUACCCCCU